GUUCCCACGACGCAUCGGCGGCUCCGUAAUUACUCUUCCUGGAGGCGGAACCAUGAUGUCUGUCUACACAAACCCAGAAGAUGUGUUGCGGGCGGAGAAGCAGAUGGCGUAUAAGAGUCUCUCGCCUGAAGAGAGGCUUGUUCAGGAUCGAUGGGCCAACCAGAAAGGGUUGGAAUUAGCGCCAUGUCCAAACAAUUUUAACUGGAUCAGACACAGGACAGGAAGAGGAUACGAAUGCAGUGACGGUAUGCACUAUAUACCGGACGACCUAGUCGCUGAGGGCAUGCCAGGCAUGUAUACAACAGCAAGACGACCGUCUGAUAUCAUAAAUCAUUUGGUGCGGCACUCUAACCAGAAAAUCCCGAACGAUUUCUGUGGUAUCGUGAGGCCUGUUUCCCAGUGCCCCAUGACUGGGAGAUGGGAAUACCCGCGUUGGAGCGCCGGUAUGGGAGAGCCCUUCAUGGAGCCAUACUAACGGGCGAGAAUGUUUCAGUGUGCCAUUAGAUAGCACGAUAAUAGAUAGCAUAACGAUAUGAAAAAAAAGUCAUGGCAUCUGACUAUGAGUGAAGAUCAAGGGGCGAUCUUGAUUUUGGGUGUGCAGCUGAGGCCAUAUGCUCGCUUUGCCAAAUCCACUAAUAUUGGAGUAAAGCC
Messenger RNA from Truncatella angustata, 651 nucleotides. RefSeq lists its product as uncharacterized. The record is from RefSeq and is a predicted model, not a curated record. Lineage: Eukaryota; Fungi; Ascomycota; Sordariomycetes; Amphisphaeriales; Sporocadaceae. The transcript has 2 exons. The coding region runs from base 53 to 475 and encodes 140 amino acids.